Messenger RNA from Caenorhabditis sp. 36 PRJEB53466, 907 nucleotides. The record is from the annotation of a GenBank genome assembly. Lineage: Eukaryota; Metazoa; Nematoda; Chromadorea; Rhabditida; Rhabditidae.
AUGUCGCCAGGAAGUGUCGUCGUUACUGGAGCCAACCGAGGAAUCGGACUGGGACUCGUUCAGCAGUUUGUGAAGGAUAAGAACAUCCGACACAUCAUCGCCACGGCUAGAGAUGUCGACAAAGCUACAGUAAGCCUUUUCAUUUCUGCUCAGACUCUUCAAAUAUGCUCUCUGUUUAAGGAAUUGAACGCGAUCAAAGACUCCCGUCUGCAUGUUUUGCCGCUGGCGGUUACUUGCGAUAAGUCCAUUGAUACGUUUGUAUCGAAAGUGACCGAGAUUGUGGGUUCGGACGGACUCAACCUUCUUGUGAACAACGCCGGAAUUGCUGUGAAGUACGGAAGCAAGACGGUUAGUGGGCAUUGCGGCAACAUACUUUACUAAUUCUUGAAUAUAUCAUUCCAGGAGCCGAGCCGUGCCGCGCUCACCGAGCAACUCGACGUGAACACUGUCAGCGUAGUGCUUCUCAGCCAAAAGUUCAUUCCGCUUCUGACCAAGGCUGCUGCCAAGGUCUCUGGCGAUGAUCUCUCCGUUUCUCGAGCUGCCGUCGUCACAAUCUCUUCCGGCCUCGGAUCGAUCACAGAAAAUACCACCGGAUCCGGAUGGUUCCAGUCCCUUGCCUACAGAAUGAGCAAAUCUGCAGUCAAUCAGUUUGCCAGAACAUUUGCGAUUGACUUGAAAGAGGAACAUAUUCUGGCAGUCAACUUCUGUCCAGGAUGGGUGCAAACCGAUAUGGGAGGGCAGCAGGCUCAGCUGACAGUGAGUGGAAUACGUUUGAACGGAAAGAGGAAAAAAGAGAGAUUUGCAGGUGGAACAGUCGACGAGCGAACUGGUGGCCAGCUUCGAUAAACUUGGAAACUCUCACAACGGAGGAUACUUCAAGAGGGACCUGACUCCAUUCGAAUUCUAA